This is a messenger RNA of Erythranthe guttata (spotted monkey flower), 348 nucleotides long. NCBI's taxonomy places the organism in Eukaryota, Viridiplantae, Streptophyta, Magnoliopsida, Lamiales, Phrymaceae. The record is from RefSeq and is a predicted model, not a curated record.
AUGUACGUUUCCGAUGACCUAGUUUCAGAAAUACUAUCACACCUCCCUGUGCAGUCUCUGCUCCGCUUCAAGACCGAAUGCAAAUCAUGGAACACUAUAAUCUCUUCCCCGAUUUUCGUCGAAUCGCACCUCAACAACUACGGCAAAAACAACAACUUUAUUCUACUCACCGCAAGCGUAAAGCUAAGACUAUCGUUGGCCUCGUUCGGCAUAUCAUCACCGUCGUCGUCAAGAUUGACCGUCGUUGACCGAUAUUCUCUUGAAUUACCAAUCGUGAAGAUCAUACACAAAAUUAUCGGCCCAUUGAACGGCUCCAUAUGCAUCUACGGGACCGCAUUGUACGAAUAA